Molecule: messenger RNA, 525 nt
Organism: Phytophthora infestans T30-4
Lineage: Eukaryota; Oomycota; Peronosporomycetes; Peronosporales; Peronosporaceae
Exons: 4
Coding region: 1-525 (174 amino acids)
Source: RefSeq, a predicted model, not a curated record
AUGCUCGAUAACGCCCGUGAAAACGCUGUCUCCAACAGCGAGAUUAAACACUUCUUUGCCGAAUAUGAGGAGUUCCUAAAAGAGCAUCCGAUACCCCCCCCCCUCAGAUAUUCAACUGUGACGAGACCGUCGCUGAAUUUCAAGCUCGCUCGCAAAAAGACGUUAUUGCAGCUCGGGAAGCAAAACAUGUGUCCGUUCGUCGAGACACGCAAUCUUGAAUCGCUGGGAGAAAAGGAUCGAGUCACGAGCCAUCGCCAGAGUGCUCCAAGGAUCAAUCACGGUAUUUUCGACCUAGCAACAUCGACGGCGACGGUUCAAGUGACGACACGGCGUCACGAUGGUGUGAGCCACACCAUUCCGAAGCAUCAUCGGGUCGUAGCGAUCCGAAUAGUACGCACGAAGAAAGGAUUAGAAGAGAGUAAGGGCCAAGUGGCUCAAACAACAACAGAGCAGAUUUUUCCCUGGAGCACACAAGUGUUAAGCGUCGAGAAUUCUUUGCAAUUGAAAGUCUGCCACGUGCAAUGA